UGUAAGUUGAAACAAUGCAUCGUUUCCCAGCCUUAACCUACAAGUUCCAUCUUGGGGAUAAAAAGAUAAGGAUAGACCCACAUACUUUGGAAAUUCUUAUGACCAUGAAAGGAAAAUAAAGUGGGAUGUUCCCUGGCACCUUCUGUGUAUAAAUAGAGUAGUGGAUGCAACACACACCACUGCAAAUACAACAAGAACAACACACUGCGUCCUUUGUGUUUAUCCAAUGGCCCCGUCCAAGCCUAACGAUGUUGCAAUAGAUAUGCCGAGGGGUGACCAACUUGAGGAGCAUCAAGAAGUUAAACCGAAGCCAGAACCAUGCGAGGAGUUGAAGACUAUCUUCAAGUAUAAGGCUCAAACAGGAACAGGUACAUCAUCAGGAGCAGAAGCAAGACCUCUCAUACAGAAGGUUCCAAGAAUUCUGAGAGGGAAUGAAAAUAACAAGUAUAACUUUGAUCCAAGACUGGUCUCCAUUGGUCCAUACCACUACGGAGACCCAAAACUUGAGCUGGGGCAGACCCUCAAGAUUAAACUAGUGCAACAAUUCUCCUCCUAUGUACAGAAUAACAAGUCCCAGAAAUGGAAAAGCCUUGAAGCUUAUUUCAAAUCAGGUCACUUCGAUAAGGUUGCCAGUGACACAAGAGAAUUUUAUGCCAAUGAUUCAAAAUUAGAUGCGUUCAAUGAGGAAGCAUUCAAGUGCUUGAUGUUCUUAGAUGGUUGCUUUAUGGUGUAUUUUAUUCACUGCAUUGUGAACAAGUGCGACAAUGUGAGAAUAAAGAAUGAUCACAAAGCAAUCAUAACAAUGGACUUGUUCUUGCUCGAGAAUCAACUCCCAUAUAAAGUUCUCAAAGCAUUGAGAGCUGAGUUCAUGCCCCUUGUUGAUAACGCAGUAGAUGAUGAUACCAAGUUCAUCAAAAUGCAGACUGGAGCCAAAGGCAGUGAACCCAGGGUGUUCAAAGUGUAUGAAUGUAUUGCAAACUGUCUGUGUCGUAAACCUAAAAAGACCACAACCAAAUCGGGAGGCUCUUCUUCAAAUGAACCAUUUCAUCUUCUCGACUUUCUCCGGAACGAAUUCCUUGGUACUGAAACAUCUGAUGAGACUCAACAAAAAACUGAAGGCAACACCGAAUGGCAGUCUUUCCGAUCUGUUGAAGAGCUCAAAUCUGCAGGGAUCAAUUGCAUGACCAGCGGCUCAUCAUCUGUGAAGGAAAUCAAAUUCAAACCAUUCGAAAGUCUUAUGCAUAUACGACUAUAUCUACCGGCCAUUGUCAUUGAUGAAACCUUUAAGACUAAAUGGUUAAACUUGGCUGCCUAUGAAGCAUGUCCUGAUUUCUUUAACGAUGGUGAAAUUUCCUCCUUCAUAUGUUUCAUGGAUUCACUCAUCGAUCGUCCUGAAGAUGUGAAAGAGCUUCGAGAGCGAGGUGUACUUCAAAAUUUCCUAGGCAGUGAUCAACAUGUAGCUGAGCUUUUCAAUGAAUUGGCCUCUGACUUGACACCAAACCCUAAUGAGUAUCGACAAGUUAAGCAUGACAUUCAGAAGCAUUUCAACAAGACGUGGGUUGUUUGGUUUACUGAGGUACUUCACACAUAUUUCAGUAGUCCAUGGAGUUCUUUUGCAUUCUUAGCUGCUGUAUUAGCCCUCGUCCUUACCGCCGUUCAGACCCACUAUGCAAUCCACCCUAAGAAGUAAGGGCCGUUUGAUUUUGUUUCUAGAAACAUUUCUUUCCCUUUUUUUGUGCUCAGAAAUGGAAAAGA
This is a messenger RNA of Macadamia integrifolia, 1755 nucleotides long. RefSeq names its product UPF0481 protein At3g47200-like. The record is from RefSeq and is a predicted model, not a curated record. The coding region runs from base 227 to 1690 and encodes 487 amino acids. Lineage: Eukaryota; Viridiplantae; Streptophyta; Magnoliopsida; Proteales; Proteaceae. The transcript has 3 exons.